This is a messenger RNA of Rotaria socialis, 1203 nucleotides long. The record is from the annotation of a GenBank genome assembly. NCBI's taxonomy places the organism in Eukaryota, Metazoa, Rotifera, Eurotatoria, Philodinida, Philodinidae.
AUGCCACAAACGAUUUUCGACCUGUUUCCAAAUGAAUUGCUCUACGAAGUUUUUCAAUACUUAACAACCUAUGAAAUACUAUACGGAUUUCAAGGAUUAAAUAAACGUAUUGAUAAACUUCUGAGAACAUGCGCUAAAUAUAAUCUUAAUUUUAAAUCUUGGCCAAAAUCUAAAUUUGAUUUUGUUUGUCAAUCAAUUAAUCCCGAACAAGUUCGAUCAUUAAUAUUGUCCGAUGCUGAUGAUACAUGUUUACAAAUCCAUUUAUUUUUUCGCUUAGUCCCUGUUCAACGACUGGUUAAUCUUGAAUCAUUAAUAUUAAUCGAAACUAAUGAACAAGAAUUAAAACUUGCUCAUGGUUUAAUACCUAAAAUAAUAGUACCACCAUUAAAAUAUUUAUCAAUUGGCAUCUGUUCAAUGAGUCAGUUAAAAGAAAUUUCAUUCUCUACACCCAUAUUAACAAAAUUAAAUGUUCAAUUGAUUGCUGAUACUACUCCUGCAGACGACACUCUUCUUCUUUCGAGUGAAGUUCGUCAAUUAAAAAUUGAACUAGCCAAAAAAUCCAAUAUGAAAUAUGAUGAUAUUCAACUUUUGUUUGAAUGGAUGCCGAAAUUAGAAAAAUUUACAUUCAUUGCAGCAAAAGGGCUACCAUUCAUUGAGGGUGAUCAAUGGGAACAUCUAAUUCAAAGAUGUUUACCAAAACUAAAAGAGUUUCAUUUUAAAAUUCAUCCACAUUUCCUUCACACAAACGUCGAACAAUUAUUACGAACAUUUCAAACUGAAUUCUGGUUAAAAGAAAAGCAAUGGUUUAUUUAUUGUGAUCAUCAUUUUCAUUUAAAUUUUCGUCACUUUGGUUUACAACAUGUUCAUUUGUACACUUUGCCAUACAGGGAUAAACAAUUCUGUUUAAGUUUAUUAACAGAAGCCACAACAAAAGGUUGCAAAGAUAAAUAUUCAAGCAUAAAGAAUUUAUUUUUUGCAAUUAAUUCUCGAUACAAUACGGAACUUAAUCAACAUUAUUAUUUUCCUAAUCUUGAUUCGUUAACUAUUUGUAAUUUACAUAAAUUAAUACCCAUUGAUAAUCUUAUCGAUUUAUCACAAGUCAAACAUUUAACUGUGACGCGAAAUAAUGACAUAAAUUCUGAAGAAUUUUUCUCGUAUACAUUAGUACAUUCUACAAAAUUAGAAUCACUGACAUUAUCCUAG